Molecule: messenger RNA, 5662 nt
Organism: Drosophila novamexicana
Lineage: Eukaryota; Metazoa; Arthropoda; Insecta; Diptera; Drosophilidae
Gene: msn
Product: serine/threonine-protein kinase mig-15
Exons: 18
Coding region: 910-5553 (1547 amino acids)
Biological process (GO): protein phosphorylation
Molecular function (GO): protein kinase activity; ATP binding
Source: RefSeq, a predicted model, not a curated record
GUGCCUGUCCGUGUCGCUCGCGAAAAGAUUUAUUUAAUACUUUCCAUGAACUUGCACAAACCGGAACUUGCUGAAAAUUAGGCAAGUCAGUUGUUAAUUGUGCUCGUUAUGCAAAAACAAUAAGCAUUAACUGCUGUGCGCGUAAAGUAUGUAAGAAUAUCGCAGUUUUGUGUCCAGCGUAGCCCAACGAAAAGCAAAGAGAAAAAGCGAGUGGCAGAUUUUUUUUCUGUCUACCUACACAAACAUACGUAUACAUAUACUUCAGUAUAUGAAUGCGUGUAUGUGUAUAUCGAAGAGCGCAGUGCCUGUUUCUGUGUGUGUGUGUGUGCUCCGUGUGAAUAAUCGCUGAAGAAUAAGAAUAUUAAAUUUCUCGCUUCGUAUAAACAUUAAUUUCACUAGUAUUUGCAUUCAAUAUAAUAAAUGAAAUAACAUAAAAUCAGUGCAAGUGCGUGCCGCGCCCGUUUACCAAACGUUACACACAUACGCCAACCGCUCACACACAUACACAUACAUACGCGCUCACUCACAAAAGAGAAAAGUUGUGUGGCCAGCAACAAAUACGAUUUGUUAGCCAAAUAGCUUUUUUUUCGUAAUUGUAGAACUUAAACUCUGCUUCUUUUUGUCCAUUAAUUUUAGAACAACGCGCAAAUAAUUUAAAUUCUAUGCUUAGUCAACUUAAUAAGAAAAAUAAAAAAAACAAAACAACAAUAAAAAAGCAGCAUACAAAUUAUUGAAAUAAAAUAAAAAAACAACAUAGAAGUGUCGGCUCAGUGUGCGUAUAUGUGUGCGUGCGUGUGUUGGUGUGCAUAGCCUGCAUAGCAGUGUGUGUGUGUGUUUGUGUCAAGUAGCAUCAGCAGUCGCCAGCGCCGCCGCCGCAGCAGGCAGAAUAACAAAAAAUAGCAAAUCAAAAUGGCGCACCAGCAGCAACAGCAACAACAACUGGCACAAUCGGUGAAUUGUUCAUUGGAUGAUAUCGAUUUGACGGCACUAAAGGAUCCGGCUGGCAUCUUUGAGCUCAUCGAGGUCGUUGGCAAUGGCACCUACGGCCAGGUCUAUAAGGGCCGUCAUACAAAAACUGGUCAGUUGGCUGCCAUAAAGGUGAUGGACGUCACCGAGGACGAGGAGGAGGAAAUAAAGCUGGAGAUCAAUGUGCUUAAGAAAUACUCAAAUCAUCGCAACAUUGCCACCUAUUAUGGUGCAUUCAUUAAGAAAUCGCCGCCCGGCAAGGACGAUCAACUCUGGCUGGUUAUGGAAUAUUGUGGUGCUGGGUCCGUUACCGAUCUGGUCAAGUCGACCAAGGGUCAGAGCCUCAAGGAGGAAUGGAUCGCGUACAUUUGCCGUGAAAUCUUGCGCGGCCUCAGCUAUUUGCAUUCGAACAAAGUCAUCCAUCGCGACAUCAAGGGCCAGAAUGUGCUGCUCACCGACAAUGCCGAGGUUAAGCUCGUCGAUUUUGGUGUCUCCGCGCAGCUGGAUCGCACGAUAGGCAGACGCAACACGUUCAUUGGUACACCCUACUGGAUGGCGCCAGAGGUCAUUGCCUGUGAUGAGAAUCCCGAAGCCACGUACGACAAUCGCUCGGAUUUGUGGUCUCUGGGCAUUACGGCACUGGAAAUGGCUGAGUCACAGCCGCCGCUCUGCGAUUUGCAUCCGAUGCGUGCACUUUUCUUAAUACCACGCAAUUCGCCGCCGCGUCUCAAAUCCAAGAAAUGGUCCAAGAAGUUUCACGGCUUCAUUGACACGGUGCUAGUGAAGGACUAUCACCAGCGGCCUUACACCGAGAAUCUGCUGAAGCAUGCAUUCAUUAAGGAUCAGCCGACGGAUCGGCAGGUGCGCAUACAGCUCAAGGAUCACAUCGAUCGCUGCAAGAAACGCAAGCAGGAGAAGGAGCGCGAAGAUUAUCGCUAUUCCGGCUCCGACAACGAUGACGACGAGCCCCAGCUGGCCGGCGAGCCCAGCUCCAUCAUACAGGCGCCCGGCGGCGAUACAUUGCGUCGCAACUUCCAGCAAAUCCAGGAGGGACGCCUGGCCGUCGAACAGCAACAGCAGCACCAUCAGCUGCUCGCCCAGGCGCAGGCACAGGCCGCCGCCGCGCAUGCCGCCGCCCAGGCCCAGCUGCAUCAGCAGCAACAGCAGGCAGCGGCCGCAGCCGCCGCCGCGGCCCAUGCAGCCCAACAGGCGCAGGUGGCCCAACAGCAGCAGCAGCAACAGGCGCAGGCCCAACAGCCGCAGGCCAAUCGCCAACAGAAACCACCAUCGCGCCAGCAGAUCGAGGAGCCGGGUCCGCCGGCACGGCCACAAUUGCCGCAGCGUCUGAUUGUGGUGCCAGAUCCACCGCACGCCAAUCGGCCAUUGCCACCGACACCCAAGUGCGGCGAGCCCGUGGCUCAAACGCCGCCACAACAGCAACAGCAGCAGCGCAGCUCGCAGAACAAUUUCAAGCCAUCGUUACCACCAAGGAGACCUGAGGAUCAUUUGGAUGUGUUAGCAGCACAAUUAAAUGAAUUGGGCGUGGUCUCCUCCCAACAGCCGCAGCCACAGACAGCAGCAGGCGUUGGACAAUUGCAGCAGCAGCAACAGGCACAGCCGGAGGCGCCGCCGCGCAGCAAUCGACAAUCGGGCGCAUCCGCCGGCAACGGGGCCAUCUGUGUCUCGGCCUCAUCCUCGUCCGCUUCGAAGCCGGCGGCUGCAUUGCCACAGCAGGCGAACAAUCAUUUGGGACAGCCCGUCAAUCCGCUGGAUCCGCUCGAUAGCAGCGACUCGGAUAGCGAACCGGAUGAGCCCAACGAUCGGGCACGCAACGAUGGCACGCUUCUGGCCAGCGAUCCGCCCAAGCCGCUGCCCGGCCUGGGACCCGUCUCCGAGGACACAACAACAACAACGACCACACCGCUGACCCACGGCAGCGGCGGACCCCCGAAUCGACCCUUGCCACCGACACCGGACGACGACGAUCAGGCCGGAGAUCGUACGCUGAUCAUGAAGCGCAAAUUAGAACAAAACAUAAAUCGCUUACAAAAAUCGGCAUCCACAUCGCAUGCGCCAAAGCGAGCUGAAGACGCGAAGCUUUUGCGCGAUUGGGACUUAGAUAAAUUCGUUUCCAAGAAAGUGAACGGCAGCGGCGGCGCUAGCAGCAGCAGCGGCAGCGGCAGUAGCAGCACAGCCAGCCUCAGUCGCAGCUCGUUUCUGAGCACGCUGAAGGUGGAGGCGAAGCUGCAGCGCGCCAGCGUCGCCGAGCCCAUAGCACGACCCGUGCCCAAAGGCUUUCAGCCGCUUAAAGGCGCCAGUUCGUCGACUGGCGUCAGCAUUGCCAAAGAGCGCAGCAGCAGCAGCAACUCAACGCAGCAGCCGACGCAGCCGUCGCAGCCGCAGCACAAGCGCCAGGAAUCCGACUCCAAGUUGCCGAGCUUUGUGCGCGGCUUUCGACGCGAAAAUUCCGACUUUUUCCCGUUAACGAAGCGACACUCGGCAGUGCUCAGCGGCGGCGGCGGCACUUCUGCCAGCAGCAGCAGCGGCAACAAUGCUCAGCUGCAGUCGCCGCAGCUAGUGCAGGCGCAGCGCGCCAGUGCCAUGUACCAAAGGAACAGCAUUUACAACAGUAGCAGCGGCAGCAAGGAGAGCAGCGCAGCCGCAGCAGCUGCUGCUGCUGCUGCUACUACUACUACUACUACUGCUAAUAAGACCAAAGCGACGUCCACUGCCAGCAAGACAACUACAAAAACAGCAGCAGCAGGCGGCGUAGCAGCAGCUGGCGUCGCAGCGCCGACCAAGUCCAGUUGGGCAAAUUUAGAUUUUCUGCGUCCGCGUCGCGAAAAGACUGAGUCUGUCAUUGUGCUGCACAAUGCAGCGGCGCGUGCGCAGCAGCAGCAGCAGCAGCAGCAACAACAACAACAGCAGCAGCAGCAGCAGAAUCGCGGCGUAGCCGUAACUGGCUCCGGCGGAGACAACGGCGGACUCGGCACCCCCGGCACCCGGACCAGCAGCGUUCUGCCCGAUCUGCUCAGCCAGGCCUCGCCGGCGACGCCUCCGCGUCACGAUAAAUCAUCCAGUGAGGAGUAUCAAGCGGCCAUUAGUUCAUCCGUGCAUUCCACGCCAUCGAAAUCGUUUAUCGCUAGCAGCAGCAGCGGCAGCGGCAGCAGCAGCGCUGCAGGCGUCGCCGUCGGCGUUGGCGGCCACGGUCAUGGCGGCGGCAGUGUUGUCGGUGGCAUAAUUAUUAGUGCUAAUAAUUCACCACAGUCAACCAUAUCGCUGGCCUCGUCCACAUCGAAUUCGCGACAAAAUUCGCCAAAGAAUUCGAUUAGUAAAACGCGUUCUUCCAGCAGUAUUACUAAUUUAUUGCAUAAAUCUGCUUCUUCCUCUUCUGCGAACAUUCUACACCUGUCACCAUCCUGUUCCGCCUCCGCCAACAACAAUACGAACGCCCACUUGCCACCGCAUGCGUACGCGCUGCAACAGAAACAACGCAGCUUUCUCACCUUUGGCUUCGGUGCCGGCGGCUCCGGUCCGACACGUCGCGAAUCCACGGUCAAUGUGAAUGUGACGCCCACCUCGCACGAGGCGGCCAAUGAUACGCCCGAAAUCCGUAAGUAUAAGAAGCGUUUCAACUCGGAAAUACUGUGCGCCGCACUCUGGGGCGUCAAUUUACUCAUUGGCACCGAGAAUGGACUCAUGCUGCUCGAUCGUUCCGGCCAGGGCAAGGUCUAUCAGCUGAUCUCGCGUCGCCGUUUCCAGCAAAUGGAGGUGCUAGAGGGCCAGAACAUAUUGGUUACCAUAUCGGGCAAAAAGAAUCGCGUGCGCGUCUAUUAUUUAUCCUGGCUGAAGUCCAAGAUCUUGCGCACCGACGGACUCUCCGAUCAAGUGGAGCGUCGCAACGGCUGGAUAAAUGUGGGUGAUCUACAAGGUGCUGUACAUUUUAAGAUUGUCAAAUACGAGAGGAUUAAGUUCCUAGUGAUUGCAUUAAAAGACUCAAUUGAAAUUUAUGCAUGGGCGCCCAAACCAUAUCACAAAUUUAUGGCAUUUAAGAAUUUUGGUGAACUGGAACAUCGCCCCCUUUUGGUCGAUCUCACAAUUGAGGAUCAGUCGAGACUGAAAGUGAUUUAUGGUUCCGCUGAGGGUUUCCAUGCGGUUGAUUUAGAUUCAGCUGAAGUAUACGAUAUAUAUCUUCCUAAGCAUACUCAGGGUGCAAUCAUUCCCCAUUGUAUUGUGGCGCUUCCAAAUUCAAAUGGCAUGCAGCUCCUUCUCUGCUAUGACAACGAAGGCGUCUAUGUGAACACUGCCGGACGUGUAUCCAAGAACAUUGUGCUGCAGUGGGGCGAAAUGCCCACCUCGGUGGCCUACAUAGGCACGGGACAAAUCAUGGGCUGGGGCAAUAAGGCAAUAGAGAUACGUUCCGUGGAGAGCGGCCAUUUGGAUGGUGUGUUUAUGCACAAGAAGGCGCAACGCUUGAAAUUCCUUUGCGAGCGCAAUGACAAAGUAUUCUUCAGCAGUGCCAAAGGUGCUUCAUCGUGUCAAAUCUAUUUCAUGACGCUCAACAAGCCGGGCAUGGCCAAUUGGUAGAGCCGCACACACCCUUCCGCAACACGUUUCUUUUGGCAACAUUCAAUAUUCAAAAUAACAACAAACAUUUUCUAAUUAUUUUACCAACAAGCUUGCAACAACAACAACA